Aspergillus saccharolyticus JOP 1030-1 is the source of this 1773-nucleotide messenger RNA. RefSeq lists its product as uncharacterized. The coding region runs from base 94 to 1719 and encodes 541 amino acids. Gene Ontology annotation, biological process: GPI anchor biosynthetic process; protein processing. Lineage: Eukaryota; Fungi; Ascomycota; Eurotiomycetes; Eurotiales; Aspergillaceae. The transcript is spliced from 5 exons. The record is from RefSeq and is a predicted model, not a curated record. Gene Ontology annotation, molecular function: mannosyltransferase activity. Gene Ontology annotation, cellular component: endoplasmic reticulum membrane; glycosylphosphatidylinositol-mannosyltransferase I complex.
ACCCGUCCGCCUUACCAUCUACAUCACCCCACAUACAUACUGUAUUAGUAAGGUACACACACCAAAGAGAUCCAAAGGAUAAAUAACUCCAGGAUGAAACGAAGAACCACCUACCUCCAACACCCCUCCGCCCCAUUUGAUCCAAACCAAGCAAGACUCUCCCGUUCGGUGCUGGAGAUUCGGGAUUUGAAAAGCGCGAAGGAAGAGCGGUUCACUGUGCCGGUUGCUUCGUCGGGUUCCUCUUCGGAGGGUGGGUUGGAUGAUGAGAUCCGAGAUUUCCUGGUGAAUAACGUACAAAGGCUGGAUGUGCGGUGGGCCACUUCUUCUGCGGACGCGGAUGUGGGAGAUGAGCUAGACGGGGUGACGCCGUUUGCGAGUCGGGUUUCAUCUGGGUUGCAUGUUUAUUUGACUCCCGGGAGCAAGGGUCUCGAGGGGCAGGGGGAUGGUGAACUUCAUCAUCAUAAUGAUGAUGAUAAGGAAGCGGUGUGUCGGGUUUUACGGAGGGUGUUUGGCCAAGAGGUUCAUCGGUGUUUGGAUUACGAGAAAUCUUUCACUCGCUCCGAUGUCACUGCUGCAUACCAGUACUACGCGCCGGUGGAAUCGCUGGACGGGCUGGCAACCUUCAUCCAGGAGACGGUCUGUGGAUUGACGGAUGCGGAGUGUCGCCGGCACGCCCGGGAGUUGUUAUCUGCUGACUCGUUUGACCUUUCCUACGAUUCCUCAUCGCGCAAUCUGGUGAUGUCCGCGUUCUGGUCCGAGGCACCAGGCCCAGGGUGGACGGAAGACCUCCGGGCCCCGGCCGCUGGAUCCGCUGAUAAAAUGGAGGUGGGAUUGCUGGGGGCGGAGAGGGCGGCCGACCCUCUGGAGAUCAAAAUGGGUGGCCUGUUGGGCGUCGUUGGGGAGGAUGAGAAAUUGAAGCCGACCUUAUUCUCCUUUGCUUCACGACAUCAUGCCCUCCCGCGUGAGGCUUUCUUCAGUGUCGCCUUCCCCCCACCCACCGGCUUACAUCCUACGAUGACCAUUUCCUUGUCGUCUGCCGCAUGGCAGCGCCCCCCAGCAUCUCCCGACGCGACCUGCGCCCUGCACACGUAUCUAACACUGCCGUCGCAUAUUUUCGGCGACAAGUACCAGCUGGGAACGGAGUACCAGCUGGGAACGGAAGACCAGCUGUUCCUGGACUCGCACCAUCUGGUCAAGCUGCAAUCCGUGACGGGCGAAACAGAUCUCGAGGCGCCGGACUGGGCCGUGUCUCAGUGGGGCUCGAAUUGGUUGUUCGAGGUGGCCACGCCGGCCGCAAACCAGCACCCAGAGGAGUGGAAUGUGACGAUUCCGCUUCAUCUACGGUAUCUGCACCCAUCGCAGAGUGGGUAUCAGUCUGUGGCUGUGCCCUGGCCCGUCGUCUUCUGGGCCUGCACCGCCAGCGAGGAGGUCAAAAUGCAUUUCAACCCCUUCGACCGACUGAACCUGGGAUGGGAGGCGCUGUUCGCCCCUCAGACGGUGUUCUACCAGGUCCAUCCAAGCACAGCACAGAAACGACUCGUUGAGGAGGUCCAGGUGCCUGUGAUGAAGGAGAACGGCCUGUUCAGCAGCACGACCAUCGAAUUAGGUACGGUCAUUGCUAUUAUCCUCGGCUCGCUUUGGGUGCUAUGGAAACUCGGCGCCGUGAUGCGGGGCUCUGCUGCACGAAGAAGGCCUGACACCCAAAAGAAGACCCAGUAAUCUGUUUACUUUCUGCACAUUUAGCGCUUGUUAGUUGAAGGACAUCAACGGUGU